Molecule: messenger RNA, 273 nt
Organism: Aspergillus japonicus CBS 114.51
Lineage: Eukaryota; Fungi; Ascomycota; Eurotiomycetes; Eurotiales; Aspergillaceae
Product: phosphotransferase family protein
Exons: 1
Biological process (GO): protein phosphorylation
Molecular function (GO): protein kinase activity; ATP binding
Source: RefSeq, a predicted model, not a curated record
CGCGGCCGCUUCUUCACGCACUACAGCGCCGGCCCGUUUGGGAGUGUCGCGGAGUUGGAAGGGUGGUUCAACCACAAGCUGGACAUCUGUAAGCAGGUCCGCAAGGCAGCUCCGAAUGUCCCGGCGUUCCGGUUUCGGCAGUUGGAGCUCGUGCAUCAGGACAUCAGUCCCCGGAAUCUGGUGCUGGAUGAGGCGGGAAACGUGUGGCUGGUGGAUUGGGCGGAUGCCGGGGCGUAUCCGCCGGCGUUUGAGACGGCGGCGUUGCUGGCGCAG